UAUGUUUUGUAUUUGGUACUGCAUCACUUAUGUACAGUUGCAUGCAGUCUCAUUCACCAUGUUGAAUGAAAAAUACUGAGUUAGGUUAUAUAAAUAUAUUUAACCUAUCUAGAUUGAAAACAAGACCUAUUUCUGUUUCGGUGUCAGUGAACUUUAUAUGUCUGGAGAGGUGACAGAUGUCGAAAUAGGCGUGGCAUCUUACAGAAGCAGCUGAUACUGUGCAAAGUAAUUACAGAAAAGCUGUAGGACUUCAGCAUAAGCACUUCCUUAGCUAUACCUUGGUGAACGGGGCCAUGGAAGAGGUUUACUUGUAUGAGCCUAAACUCUUGAAGGAGAUAGACUUUUCAACAGUUGAAAAUAAAUUUAAACAUGGUAUCUCACCCAGAAAUCCAGGGGAAAAUCUGAUUUUGAGGCCACUGUCCUCAGGUGAUUUUGACAGAGGUUUUCUACAACUCCUAACACAACUGACGUCUGUAGGGGAGGUCUCCAGAGCUAUGUUUGAAGAUCAGUUUAACAACAUGAAAGCAUGCAAGAACACUUACUAUGUUACUGUGAUUGAAGAUAAAGAGACAAAUGCUGUAAUAGGAGCUGCUUCCUUAGUUUGUGAAGAAAAAUUUAUCCAUGCAACUGGAAAGAGAGGAAGAGUUGAAGAUGUUGUAGUUAGCAGUGAUUACAGAGGAAAACAAUUAGGAAAAGUGCUUGUAGCAGCUUUGACUUUUCUUGGAAAACAUGUUGGAUGUUAUAAAAUGUCGCUGGAAUGUUCAGACGACAUGGUUCCUUUUUAUCAGCAGCUGGGAUAUAUACGAGAACAGAACUACAUGCAACAGCGAUUCAAGAAUUAAAACAAGAUUUUGAAAUGGAACAAGUUUUUAGAAAAAUCAUGGCUCAAAAAUUGAAUUCCUUUAGAGCACUGUUACUGGCUCCAAUAUGUCCCAUACUUUUUAAGUAUGAACGGUAUUAAAAAAAUCAUGGACUACUGAUUUCCUGUCUAAAUUUCCAUCUAGAUAAUGAACUAGUAAAUAGUUGUUUAACCUUUGUAGAGGAAUUUGGAAAUGGUCAGCUAGAAUAUUUUAUAUGCCAUGUGUCUUUACAAGAGGAAUUGAUCAAAAGACGAUGCAAGCCUUAACAACGAGUGUUUAUUAAUCUUCGGGCAGAAGGGUAUGUGCCUCAUCUUUGCAGCUGCUUCACUAUAAAGAUCUGACAUCUCUUAUAAAAUCUUCCCAUCAGUAGUUUGUGCUCAUAUUUUGACAUGCUUUGUUUAAAUGUACAGAAUUGUUGAAUUUUUUUUUUCAUCAUUAAUACCCAAAACUAAGGCAUUCCAGUAUUAUCUUUACUAAUGCUGCCAAAACCAUUAAAUCGAGCUUUUUAUUAUUAUCAUUAUUAUUUUUUUGUGUGUGUGUAGCCAAGGUUCAGGGUCAAGAAAUAUAUAAAUGGGCAUCACGCAGCUGGUGAAACUAUGGCAUAAUCUGUGAUAAAGAACAAAAAUACCUAUAGACUUUGAUAAAAACAAGUUGAAGUACAACAUGAUUGUGUAUUUUGAACAAAAAAGUUUGUGUGUGUCACAUAAUUGUAUAUUUUGUUUGAAAAGUACAUUGACCAAUUGCAAUAUGAACAUUUUGCCAUGAGACUUAAUUAGCUUUUAUACUAGAAUGCGGUUUGCUUGAAGAAGCUGGGCAUUUGUAUCUCAAAAUGGGUCCAGGGUUUUUCAAUUACCUGUUUUCAUAUAUUAUACUAUAAUUGCUUUUGGUAGUACAUGUGAAAAUGGUCCAUUAGGACCAGAUGAUUUUAAAUGCCCCUGAAUCAAGGAAUAAUUGGAUGCAUGAAAAAUCAUUCGCAGUAGCAAAUUUGUAGAAUUAAAUAGUUUUUUAACAUGAUACACAUGCAAGAUCUGGAAUGUCUCAAGAACCUGGUGUAAAGUUUAUGUAUCAUCUUUUUGUGUUCAUGUCUGUAGGUGCAUGCUUAAAAAUUGCUACCUAGUUUGUACUAAUAUUUUAUGUGAAAUCCUGUGAAAGGUGUGUCUGCCAAGCCUCACCAUAAAAAAACUCCCAAAAAAGAAAAAAAAAAACUGUGAUUGUCCUGAAAAGUUUAUCUCUAGUCAUUAUGCAAUCCAUGUAUAGUUUUUACUUCAUGUAAUUUUAAUGUUCAUAUGUAAUGAUAUCAUAAAUCAUUAAAAUCCAAUGACAUACGUACACUGGGUGUGAAAUUCAGAGGAUGCAUACACACCAUUUAAGUGUGUAAAUAUAUCUCUAUAUGAUUGAAGUUUCAUUUAUGUUUAUUAAAAUACAAAGACAAUAUCGGUUGGAAAGGUUUUAAGAAUGAAUGGUUAUAUUUAUUUACUAAUGCAGUCCAAAAUGUGCAGCGAUUCACAAUAAAUAUCAGGUGUAUAGCUGAUA
Molecule: messenger RNA, 2393 nt
Organism: Lingula anatina
Lineage: Eukaryota; Metazoa; Brachiopoda; Lingulata; Lingulida; Lingulidae
Product: putative glucosamine 6-phosphate N-acetyltransferase
Molecular function (GO): glucosamine 6-phosphate N-acetyltransferase activity
Source: RefSeq, a predicted model, not a curated record